UCAGAACUGUAAACAAUUGGUAGUGAUAACGAAAAUUUUUCCAUGUUUUGGUCAAAAGUGUACGGUACAAAAUCGUGAAAAAAUUGAAUAGUGACUGCAAUAAUUGUUAAUUUUUGAUCGGACUAAGAAUUAUUAUUAUAUAUGUUUUCCUGUAUCUGCAGUGCAGUGCAAUGAAUAAGACAAAACGUGCGAAAAAACCGUACUCGGUUGAAAAUUUGUUAACUGCUUUGCAAGACAUAAAAGAUGGAAAGUACAACGUGACAACUGCUGCAAAGAUUCACAAUGUGCCUCGUCAAACAUUAGCCGACAAAGUGAAAGGAAAAAGUCCAGCUUCGUUUUGUAAACCAGGGCCUCAUCCGCUUCUCGGUGUAGAAAUCGAAGAAAAUUUGAAAAACUGGGCUGUGCAGAAUACAGCCUCGGGAUUUGUUACAACCAAAGACUCGAUUUUAUUUUCCGUUCGAAAAAUAAUCGAAUCCAAUUACAACUCAGGCAUGCAUCAAUAUUUCAAAAACCGAACACUGGGCACCGGAUGGUAUAAAGCUUUUAAGAAAAGAUACCCAGAAAUAAUUUUCAAGAAACUAGACGCUUUCAAAUAUCCGCAAGUAACUCCAGACGAGCUCCAAUUAUGGUUUCGCAAAAUUAGAAAAGAUUUAGGAAAAGAUGCCGAAAUUUUACUCGAUCCAGAAAGGAUAUUUUGCUUGGGUCAACUUCAACUGCCGAUGGCUUUGAACACGGUGCUGAAAAGUAACGGUACGACAUGUGCCGAAAAAGAAGCCGCCCUUGCACUUUUUACCGGCAACGUUGAAGCGAAAUUGGCUCCUGUUAUGGUUAAUUUCAAACACUCGACAAACGAGCAUUCUAUAACACAGUCAAAGUCAACCAACACUUGUGUUUCCACCGGCAGAUCGCAAUGCCAAAUAUUUUUUAGUUACAUAACCAACAUUUUCCAUCCUUAUUUAGUCAAAAAUCAUAUCGAGUUUCCUGUCGUUAUUUUUGUCGAUCCUCGUGUUGCUCACGUUAGUUUUGCAUUACACGAAUUUUGCAAAGAUAAUGGCAUCCAUAUUAUACCUUUUUUGCAUCACGCCAGCAACGUACAUCCUUUUGAAAAUGGAUUUUUUAGAUUAUUUCUCGAGACGUGGAAAACCGAAGUUCGAUUUUGGCCAGCUCGAAAUAACAACGAAAAUAUUAAAGAAGAAAACGUCGAAAGUGUUAUUUCAAAUAUCCUACAGUUCACCGAAUUCACCAAUACAAUCAAACGAGCUUUUCGUAAAUGUGGAUUGUUUCCAUUCGAUGUCAAUGCUAUAGAUUACGAUACCUUGGAUCCUUUGAAACCACAGCCGGAGUAUUUUCGAUCCUUCCAGUAUCAAUAUAAGCCUAUAACGGCUCCUCGUAAAAAAACGCCCGCUAAAUCGAACGGCGAUGGUGUUGUGAUGUGUAGGAUAGAAAAUAUAAGAACGAUCGACGAAAAUCCUUCAAAUUUUGAAAAUUUAGCUGAAAGUUAUAUUAUUGAAGAUUACGUUGAAGAAGAUGUCGAACUUGCACGCGAUGAAACUAUCAAUGAAGAUGUUGAGGAGGAUGAGUAUUCCCAAUUUGACUCAACUUGUCAGUCUGUCAACGAACACUUCAUAUCACCUCCUGUUUCAACUAGUUCAAUGAAACGAAAAUGUGAAAUGCCCCUUCUCGAUGAUGCUAAAAGACUGAGAACAGAAGUGCUAAUAAAUAUGGCGGAUAAAAGUGAACCCGAAUUAAAUAUCAAUGUCGAAAACAUCGUUGCGACUCCAGAUGACUCUCCGGAUGUUCUAAGGAAGAAAAAUAAAGACUUAAAAGGAUUGCUGGAGAAGGUUAUUGAUCUGUUGAAAGAGAAAAGUAACGUUUGUUUAAAUCUAGAAAAACAAAAUUCUGCUUUAAAUUUACAAAUAACAUCUCUAAAAGAUAUCGUAUCCAUUACGAAAAAUUUACUCAGUAUUCGUAAUGUCGAGGUUGAAAACAUGCAGAAAGAUAUGUCUUCCUUGCAAGAAAAAAUAAAUGCUGAAAAAGAACGUCAUAAUAAAAUGAUCGAAACAGUCGCCAAUGCUGAUAAAUUGAACGAAGAUAUUAAAGGAGAAUAUCAUAAUCAAAUGAGCUUAUUUCAACAAUUACGAGACAAGUAUAACGAAAAAGUAUCACUUUUGACUCAAGAAAACCAACAGUUGAAAAUCGAACUUCAAAACUUGAAGAAUCAAGAAGAAAAUCUCAAAAACGAGACCAAUGAGAGUACCUAAUGUGUCAUUAUCUAAGAAGGUUCUUUUUUUCAUGAAUUUUUGCGUGUAAACUAUAUACCAGAUUUGCAUUAUUUUUUUUUUCUUAGGUCAUCCAUUACCUAGGUACGUUUUAUGUUUAUAACUUAAGCCUUCGAAUAAAACUAUUAUUGUUGCGUUA
Messenger RNA from Planococcus citri (citrus mealybug), 2418 nucleotides. RefSeq lists its product as uncharacterized. Gene Ontology annotation, molecular function: DNA binding. The transcript has 6 exons. The record is from RefSeq and is a predicted model, not a curated record. Gene Ontology annotation, cellular component: nucleus. NCBI's taxonomy places the organism in Eukaryota, Metazoa, Arthropoda, Insecta, Hemiptera, Pseudococcidae. Bases 171 to 2261 code for a protein of 696 amino acids.